AUGAGCGAAAGGCGACCGCGGCCGCGUCCGCGUCGACGCAACGAACUGCAUGAAAAGCAGCAGGACUUACUCCUUGCAUGGAGCAACGAGGUGUGCAAUAGCGAGGAGGUGCCUGAGGUAGAAAUCGUCAGUCUCUUGCAAGAACACAUACCAAAAUAUCGUCUGAGAGCCGACAGUCUCACUCAGUUUGGAGGGUACGAGAAUCAGGACUGGUUUAUUCCUUCGCCGGCGCUGCCCAUCAGCUCCGAAGAUCUAGCUCUUACUCCUGAUCAGAUCAGGGAAACGCUCAAUUACUUUCUUCUAUGCAGCAACAGGGUGAGCCAAAUGACAAAAACCUACAAUGACAUCGAAGCGGUAACACGGCUCUUAGAAGAAAAAGAGAAGGACUUGGAGCUGACGGCCCGUAUUGGAAAGGAGCUGCUGGCUGCUAACGGACGGCUGGAGGCACGUGUGACUGCGCUCGAGGGAGAACUGCGCAGCGCGCGGGAUCUCGUCACUCAACUCCGCCACGACCUCAGCGUCAAAACUGAUUUGCUGCAGGUGCUAACAAAUGACACCGAGGAAGGCACUCCAACAGAAGAGCAGGAGCCACCUACAGCGGUGGCUCUGCGGAAACGAACCUGCGCACUGGAGAGAGAGAACCGCGCUCUGCGGGAGGAGGCCGCGCGCCUCGCCGCCGGCGCGGACUCCGCAGAGCUGGCUGAGCGACAGCUGCUCAGGGACAUCGCCAACCAACUUUCGAGCGCCAACUCCGAAGCCAAUAUACUUAGUUCUGAAUUGGCCGAAGAGAGGCAGCGCGCUGCGGAUCUGCAGCAGCAGUUAGACGCCUCAAAUUCCAGACUUAUAGUCACAGAACGCAACUUGCAACAGCUAUCAACCGAACACGAACACACGUUACGAAUUUUAGAAAUAACUAGAGAAAAUCAAAAUGCACUUGCAGCAGAAUUGGCUGAUGCUAAGGAGCGUUACGCAGAGGUGGCGGCGCACCUGGCGGAGGCGCAGGAGCAGCUGCGCGCGGCGCGGCGGCGCGGCGAGCCGGCGCGCGGCCUCAUGCCGAGCGUGGCCGCGGCCGCCGGCCUGCUGCCCGCCGCGCUGCCCGCCAGCCUGCACCGCGAGAUGCGCGACAUGCACGCCUCCGUGCACUCCGAGCUCAGCCUCGACUCCGGCAUCGGCGACCCGCUCGCACAUUCAAGCAUGCAGAAAGUGUUUGAGACCGUGCAGUGCGCGUCACGUUGGUCCGGCGCGUCGGGUGCGUCGGGCGCGUCGCUAGCGGGCUCUGACGUAGCGGACGCGCCGCUCGCCGCCACAUAUCUGAAGCCACCGCUCAAGCCGCCUUCCGCCGAUUCCUUUUUGGAUGAUUCCUCCGACGCUGAAUCUGAGGACCUCUAUCCCGGCGGCGCGGGCGUGGGCGUGCCGGGCGCGCCGGGCGCGGCGGAGCUGGCGGCCGCGCUGCGCCGCCUCACGCCGCACGAGAUCAACUCGCGCCGCGCCUCGCUCGCCGCCUCGCACGUGCUGCGACACCGCAGGCACACGGAGCGGGACAUCAGCGAAGAGAGUGCAGUAUGGGGCGUAGGCGCAGCCGGUGGUCUUGCAAGAUUUCGUGCACCUCACAAAUUGCAAAUAGUCAAGCCUUUGGAAGGUUCCCUUACUUUACAUACUUGGGCGCAGCUCGCCAAGCCCACUAUGUCAGGUUUAUUGGAAGAACAAGAAGGCGUUGGUGUUCGCGGAUCUAGAUCCGCUACGGGCGUCGGUAUGAGACUAUAUAGAUUAUCGGAUGUCGAAGAGGAUGACGAUAUGCCACGCUUACCGCAUUCAAGCCACAUAUAUACAUUCACCAACAGUACCGUGCUGCAUCCGAAUGACGGGAGUCUAGCAGGUAGUAGCGUGAGCAGCGUCUGCAGCAGCGGCAUGAGCAGCCUAUCAAGUAGCGUGUUCGGUAGUGCAUGGAGUUCGCGACUGACUUCAAGGCGGUCAUCAGCAGCCGUCUCUCCGGUGCUCUCACGUCGUGAAUCCUUCUGCACGCCGCCGUCGCGACCGCACUUUUCCCCCACGGCUACGCCGGCGAACAGUCCGUUGCUGGGUUCACCCGAGUCGACUCCACCAUCAACACCGCGACCCGGCGACGCUCCUCCCUCCCUUCACGCACUAAUCGCGAGCGGAACCUCAAUCCUCCGCCGGCGCUACCUCGCAUCGCCCGCUGCAGACGGCUCGCCAUCACCGUUAGCGCUCCAAACGCCAGGGUCUUUGUACAUGGGACUUGUGCAUCGUAGUCCCAUGGAACAGCUGACCUGUCUGAAGAGAACGCUACGAUCCCCAGCUGCGGCACCUGAGCGCUGUGAUCCAGCGGAAUCGCCCCUCGGAGUCCCGGCCCAUCCCGGAGAAGGGGCGUUAGACUCUAGUGCUAUGGAUAAUGUAAAUUUAGUAGGAACCAAUGGAAGGCGAGGGAAAGUACGGGCACCCCGGCCUCGAACGGAUUUGGGAACAGUAGGGGCGGCGCCAGCACCUGGUCCGCCCGCUCAGUCUAUAUCCCCUUUAGGCACAUUAAGUUCCCUCCUCUUCGGUCGGAAAGGUGGACUGUUGUAA
This is a messenger RNA of Parnassius mnemosyne (clouded apollo), 2583 nucleotides long. The record is from the annotation of a GenBank genome assembly. NCBI's taxonomy places the organism in Eukaryota, Metazoa, Arthropoda, Insecta, Lepidoptera, Papilionidae.